UUGUGCUGUGUCUGACGCCAAACUGAGUUCCUUGGAGAACCAUGUCAUUAGACUUUGGCAGUGUGGCACUACAGACACAAAAUGAAGACGAAGAAUAUGACAAUGAAGACUAUGAAAGGGAGAAAGAGUUGCAGCAGUUACUCACAGACCUUCCUCAUGAUAUGCUGGAUGAUGACCUCUCCUCUCCUGAGCUCCACUAUUCAGACUGCAGCGAGGAUGGCGUAGAGGAAGAAGCACAUCAUUCUGAGCAAUUGGAGAUGAACUGGAAUGAGCAUCAAGUGCUGCCCAAAUCUCAAAGUGUAAAUGACUGUAAUGAACUAAAGGGUUUCUAUGUUGGAGAGAAAUGUGGCAAUGGCUGGGAAGAAAAUCGAAGUAAAACUGAAGACCGGUAUCCUGGGUACCAUCUUGAAGAAGGAGGAGAUGAAGGCGGAAGUGGUUAUAGUCCUCCAAGUCCUCCUCACAUUUGUGAACAGACUGAUUUAUAUCACCUUCCUGAAAACUUCAGGCCGUAUACCAAUGGUCAGAAGCAGGAAUUUAAUAACCAACCAACCAAUGCAAUUACAUUUUCGGAUUCUCAAAGGAACCAUUUUCAGGGUCCCAGUUGUCAAGCUUUGGAACCAUAUAAAGUGACAUAUAUACCUUAUCAGUCUUCUGCCCAGAAUAAUGGCUCACCAGCCCAGGAGAUAGCAGGAAGUGACACAUUUGAAGGCCUGCAACAGCAAUUUUUAGGAGCUAAUGGAAAUUCGGCAGAAAAUAUACAGAUUAUUCAACUUCAGGUUCUUAACAAAGCAAAAGAGAGACAAUUAGACAAUUUAGUUGAAAAGUUAAAUGAAAGUGAACAUCAAAUUCGAUAUCUGAAUCACCAGCUUCUGAUGAUCAAAGAUGAAAAGGAUGGUUUGACCCUCAGCCUUCGAGAAUCACAGAAACUCUUUCAGAAUGGAAAAGAAAGAGAGAUACAGCUUGAAGCACAAAUAAAAGCACUGGAGACCCAAAUACAAGCAUUGAAAGUCAAUGAAGAACAGAUGAUCAAGAAGUCCAGAACAACAGAAAUGGCUCUGGAAAGCUUGAAGCAGCAACUAGUGGACCUUCACCAUUCUGAAUCACUUCAACGAACCAGAGAGCAGCAUGAGAGCAUUGUCAUGGGCCUCACAAAGAAGUAUGAAGAGCAAGUGUUGUCCUUACAGAAGAAUUUGGAUGCUACGAUUACUGCAUUUAAGGAGCAGGAAGUCAUUUGCUCUAAUUUGAAAGAUCAUGUGAAACAACUGGAAAGGAAUGAAGAAGCAAUCAAAUUAGAAAAGACUGAGAUCAUUAACAGGUUGACGAGAAGUCUAGAGGAGAGUCAACAGCAGUGUGCCCACUUGUUGCAGUCAGGCUCAGUACAGGAGGUGGCUCAGCUACGGCUCCAGCUGCAGCAAGCACAAAAGGCACACGCUAUGAGUGAAAACAUGAACAAGGCUUUGCAAGAAGAAUUAACAGGACUCAAACAUGAAAUUUCUCUCUAUGAAUCUGCUGCAAAACUAGGAAUACCCCCAAGUGACUCAGAAGGAGAAUUAAAUAUAGAACUCACUGAAUCAUAUGUGGAUUUGGGUAUUAGAAAAGUCAACUGGAAAAAAUCCAAAGUUAACAGCAGUGUGCAGCAAGAAGACCCAAAUGAAGAGCUUUUGAAAGAUGAGGUCAUUCUGAAGUUGAAAGCAGAAGUGCAGCGUUUGCUGGGGAGCAACUCAGCAAAGCGUCAUCUGGUAUUUCAGUUACAAAAUGAGCUCAAAGGCUGUCAUAAAAAAAUUGAGGAUCUCCAAGUGAAGAAGGAUGAGAACAGCAUUGAAGUCGAGAUUAAAACAGAUACCUCAGAAAAAACAGCUAAUCAAUUACGGCCUGUCUCUUCUACUUCCAAUGUGAUUGCCAAAGAUGACAUUCUGCAACUUAAAAAUGAAAUUCAAGUUUUACAACAACAAAAUCAGGAACUUAAAGAAACUGAAGAAAAACUGAGAAAUACAAAUCAAGACUUAUGUAAUCAAAUGAGACAAAUGGUACAGGAUUUUGACCAUGAUAAACAAGAAGCUGUGGAUAGGUGUGAGAGGACUUAUCAGCAACACCAUGAAGCCAUGAAAACCCAAAUACGUGAAAGCCUAUUAGCAAAGCAUGCUUUGGAGAAGCAGCAGCUCUUUGAGGCUUAUGAGGGGACUCACUUGCAACUUAGGUCUGACUUAGAUAAGAUGAAUAAGGAGAUGGCUGCUGUUCAGGAAUGUUACCUAGAAGUGUGCAGAGAGAAGGAUAAUCUAGAAUUGACCCUCAGGAAGACCAUUGAAAAGGAGCAACAGGCUCAGGAGAAGAAGAGACAGCUAUUGGAGGAAAGAGAAGAAUAUGUAAGCAAACUGCAGAUAGAACUCAAAGAAAAGUACCAAGAUACUCUGAUGAUGGAAAAGAACAAGUGGCUGAAAGAACAAGAAACUGAUAUUAAACAGCAGGUUGAAAAUGAAGUGAUGUUAGCCAAAGCACACUGGGACGAAGAACAGAAAGUGAUCAAACAAAAACUCAUUCAACAGCUUGAAAUGGAGUGGCAGUCUAAGCUGGAUCAAAGUGUAAAUGCAGUGAAAAAGAUGAUCUCAGACUGUGGCAGCCAGACUGACCAAGCAACCACCACUGAUAUCAUUUCCAAGAAAGAGAUGGCAGUUGUGAUAGAAGAGCAUACGCAGAAGAUCCAGCAAGAGUUAGAACAAGAGAAAGAGAUCGCUGUCAAGAGGGCUUUGAAGAAACUCGAAAUUGAAUUGGAACUCAAGUAUUGUGAAAACAUUGCCAAACAGGUCGAAACAGCUGUGCAGAAUGCUCGUCAUCGAUGGCUGGAAGAACUGCCUGGGCUUGCAGAGUACAGAGCACGUGUGAGAGCAGAGCAGAAGAAGUGGGAGCAACAGCAAGAGAGCUCUGUGGCCAAGCAGAUAUCAAUGGCCGUUUCUGAAGCUAAAGAGAAAUGGAAAAGUGAGCUUGAAAAUAUGAAGAAAAAUGUAAUACCCAGUAAGGAAUUGGAAGAGAAGAUUCAUUCUCUUCAGAAGGAACUAGAGUUAAAGAACGAGGAAAUCCCUGUGGUUGUCAGGGCUGAGUUGGCUAAGGCUCGGAGUAUAUGGAACAAAGAAAAGCAAGAAGAAAUCCACAGAAUUCAAGAACAAAAUGAGCAAGAUUACCGGCAAUUUUUAGAUGAUCAUCGAAAUAAAAUUAAUGAGGUGCUUGCGGCAGCUAAAGAAGACUUUAUGAAACAAAAAACUGAACUACUUCUUCAGAAAGAGACAGAAUUACAAACAUGUCUAGACCAGAGUCAUAGAGAAUGGACUGUUCAGGAAGCCAGGCGGAUCCAACUGGAAAUCUAUCAGUAUGAGGAAGACAUCCUAACUGUACUUGGAUUUCUCUUAAGGGAUACCCAAAAGGAGUACGUCGGUGGGUCAGAGGACAAGCAGCUUAUGGAAAUCAUGUCGACCUGUUCUUCAAAAUGGGUGACUGAGCAAUAUUGUGAAAAAUUAAAGGCCUGCAUAAAGAAAGCAUUUCAAGAUACAUUUUCCCUACUUAUAGAAAAUGCUGACCCAGAAUGGGAAAAGAGAAAUAUGGCCGAGAUCUCUAAGGAUCCUGCCAGCGAGCACAUUGGCAGAGGAGACCCUGGAGUCCCGGCAGCCCUUCAUGCACCCACUUCUGGACAACACAUUCAGCCCCUGGCCUUGCAAGACACAGAAGCAGAAGCAGAAGAGAAUAGUAAAGUUGUUGAAGAAUUAAUAGAAGAAAACAAUGACAUGAAGAAUAAAUUGGAAGAACUGCGAAUACUUUGUAAAAUACCACCAAGGUCAUUGUCAGAAGGGGCCAUUGAAAAUGCUUGCCUGCGGUACAAUGGGAGGGCCUUGGAAGAACUUCGUGGGCAGUACAUUAAAGCUGUAAAAAAAAUUAAGUGUGACAUGCUUCGUUAUAUUCAGGAGAGUAAGGAAAGAGCUGCAGAAAUGGUAAAAGCAGAGGUACUGCGAGAACGUCAAGAAACAGCCCGAAAGAUGCGCAAAUAUUAUUUGAUUUGCCUCCAACAGAUUUUGCAGGAUAAUGGAAAAGAAGAAGGGGCUGAGAAAAAGAUUAUGAAUGCUGCUAGCAAACUUGCUACAAUGGCAAAAUUGCUGGAAUCGCCUAUUUCCAAUAGACCCCAGAGCAAAACUACACAGUCAGCACUGCCCCUGACUUCAGUGAUGCUGAUUGGAGUUGAAAAAUCAAAAAGAAGUGAUGUGAAUCAGAAUAUACCACAUUAUAUUGAAAGCAAAUCAAGCAGUGUAAAAACUGUCCCCAGAAGUAUGUGUGAACAAGUUCCUAAGAGGAGGGCUGCUUGUAACUUACGGAGGCGGUUAGAGGACUCAGAGCAUGGGGACAUAAAGCAUGUGGAUUCCAAAGAGUCACAUUUGGACUUUCAGUUUGGGGAUAGGAGUUGCAAGCACCAAGAUAUUUUGCCAAGAAAUGUUUCUCCUGAGUUUGUUCCUUGUGAAGGUGAAGGAGGCUUUGGUUUAUACAAGAAGAAUGACCUACUUAGUGAUACUGGUUCUGAAUCACUUCUACAUUCAGCCGCAUACCCCUUUCGUGGAACCUUCAGAAAAAAACCCUCACCUAGAUGUACCUCUGGUCUUUCUGAAUCAGGAUCCACAAAUAUGACCUUUCAAGGUCCUGAUGAAAGACCUGGUUUAAAAGUAUAUACGUGUAAUCCAGUAAUGGAAAGUGAAAAUGCUGCAUCUGAGAAAAGUCAAGGUUUAGGAGUUCAGGAAGCUCCAGUAAAGGAUGGAGGGGAUCUUAGUGACUCCUUAGGUUGGCAUUCCAAAAGUGCAACUUUACCCUGUAACAGCCAUGAAGUGUCAUUUUUACACAGUAGGCCACAAGGAACUCAGGAUAUACUAGGUGAGUUUGUUAAUUUCAAACAGUUUUCAGCAACCAAUUGUCUUUCAGAUACAGAGAAAAAUAAUAUGAUUUGUCAACAGAUGAAAUGUCACAGUGAUCACGCUCCAGACCUGUCCGAAGAAGCCAUGUACUCUCAGCCAGGGAAGAUCAGUGUGACCCUUGGACAUCCGUCUUGUCAUAAGGCUGAUACAUUAAAGUCAGAUUUCAAAAAACUGAGCAGUACAGUACCAUCUUCAGUGUGUCGGCAGCCUUCACGGAAAGUAAUUGCUCCCUUGUCUAGCCAACAAGAUAGUGGCUUUGAUAGCCCAUUUUUCAAUGUAGACUAAUUGUUGUACAGUAUUGAAGAAGAAUCAUUAAAAUAUUGACAAGAAAACUGGAAGGGAAGACUUCAUACUGAAAAAAUUGUGAGCUCUGCCUAUUUUGAGAUAUUUUAAUAACAUAUAUGAGUAAAGUAAUCUCAUAAAACUACUUGAGAUACUUAUUUUCCCUCAUGUGGUGCUUAUAUUGGUUGCUAAUUCAUCUGUUUUUAUACUUCUAAAUUGGAAUUGUUAAUUUAAAUAAACUUGCCUAUUGUCUGUAGAAUUGUUAUGAAUUAUUUUGUAGUUUAUUAUAUAAGAAAUAUUGACAUCAUGUUUGAAAUUCACCCAGAAAAAAAUGUAACUUUGAUUAUCGGCAUCCGUGAUCAGCCAAAUUUACUUUUUGAAAUUAGCCAUGUUUAAUGAGGCUAUAUGCUUAUUCUAGACAAACUUUUCUUUUCUACUUAAUAUU
Molecule: messenger RNA, 5670 nt
Organism: Galeopterus variegatus (Sunda flying lemur)
Lineage: Eukaryota; Metazoa; Chordata; Mammalia; Dermoptera; Cynocephalidae
Gene: CEP152
Product: centrosomal protein 152kDa
Exons: 28
Coding region: 42-5228 (1728 amino acids)
Biological process (GO): centriole replication
Cellular component (GO): centrosome
Source: RefSeq, a predicted model, not a curated record